AUGAAUGGCGCUUUGCGCAUGCCCAAGCAGACUCCACUUUUACACAAGAUGGCGGCACCCUGUAGGAAGCUUGCGAGGUCGGUGAUGUUUAAAGGUAUGUUUAUUCUGAACUGCAAAAAAAACAUUUAUUUCGAUAUAACACAUAAACAGAGGGUGUCAGCAGUUUUUAGGGGUAAUUAUCAUGUAACGGGUGUUCCUCUCCUUGUCUGCUGUCCUUCACCUGCUGCACAGGUUUGAAAACACAGGUCAAAUGAAAACAUCAACACCAGGGGUAACUUCCACAAAGCUGUGAACGAUCUGAGAGACAAGGCAAGGGCCUUCUACACUGUCAAAAAGGAACAUAAAAUUCGGCAUCCAAAUUAGGAUCUGGCUAAAAAUACUUUAAAGAGUUAUAGAACCGAUUGCCCUCUACCUGAGAUAGAGAUCCUAUACAAUUACUAGAGCGGAUAUCAUAAACUUUAAAUUCCAUAAUGGGGCUAAAAUGGCAGCCAUGUUGAGGUGUGUUCGUAAAUUCAAUCUGGAGUACCAGAGUGCGCUCUGGGCGUUCGUAAAUCCAGAGCGUGUCUCUCUCUCGGAGCGUUCAGAGGGCACACUGGACGAUCUGGCCGAGGAGUAGAGUUGAUCCGAGCGUUUUGACCUCACAACCGCAGUCAAGAACCCAAUCGUUGGCUAACUUGCUAGCUACUCUCAGACAUAAAUGAGAGAACACCUCACACUGACCAUUUUACUCGCCGUAGCAGAGCUGGUUAGGCUGUUUUCAUGUUAUCCACAGCGUUGGUGACUGUAAAUGUGCUGCUGGCAACAAUUUAAUUACGCUUUUUUGCGGAUGUUUACUGACACGGCAAUAUUAAACGGGUGAUGAGCGUUCGUAAAUUCAUCAGAUAUUCUGCGCUCUGGCACACUCAAACGAGAGUUCUCUGAAAUCGGAGUAAAUAGCCAGAAUAAAUUUACGAACGCACUCUUGGUCAGGGAGAAAUCCAAAACCAGUCUAAUUGUAGUGAAUGGCAGUAGAGGCAUAGGUGAUGAAUUUUACAUUUACAUUUUAGUCAAUUAGCAGACGCUCUUAUCUAGAGCGACUUACAGUUAGUGAGUGCAUACGUUAUUUUUUUAUUUUUCAUACUGGCCCCCUGUGGGAAUCGAACCCACAACACUGGCGUUGCAAAAUUUUCUGCUUUUACUUAUACUUAUGUGAUGUAUCAGAAAUUUUGUAAUGGAAUUAUAGUCAACCUUAAAUAUUGUCAUGUAAUUAUAAAUACAGUUUGUGUUUUAUACCAAUUUUCCUUAUAAAUAGCCUCUAAAAUACCGUACAUGUAAACACCAUAAAUGUAUCAGAUUCAGUUUUUUUGGAAAGCUGUGAGUGCUAUUAUGAUACAAUAUCAGUACUCAUUGCAUUUACAACUUGUCUAAGUCCUAUCAUCAUCUGAUUUGAGACAGUGUAUGACUGUGGAUUGACUGCAUUGCUUUAAUUGAAUAUUGGCAAUUAAUUUGAAAAAUAAUAAUUGAAUCAUUCCUCUAAAACUGGCUGGCUAGCUAGUUAACACACAUUUUACAUUUACAUUUACAUUUAUGUAAUUUAGCAGACACUCUUAUCCAGAGCGACUUACAAAUUGGUGCAUUCAACUUAGGGAUAGCCAGUGGGACAACCACCCUUUUUUUUUGUGGGGGAGGGGGGGAUAGAAGGAUUACUGUUAUACUAUUCCAGGUAUUCCUUAAAUAGGUAGGGUUUCAAGUGUCUCCGGAAGGUGGUCAGUGACUCCGCUGUCGUGGGGGUGCUUGUUCCACCAUUGGGGUGCCAGAGCAGCGAAUAGCUUUGACUGGGCUGAGCGGGAACUGUGCUUCCGUAGAGGUAGGGGGGCUAGCAGGCCAGAGGUGGAUGAAUAUAGUGCCCUCGUUUGGGUGUAGGGUCUGAUCAGAGCCUGAAGGUAAGGAGGUGCCGUUCCCCUCACAGCUCCGUUGGCAAGCACCAUGGUUUUGUAGUAGAUGCGAGCUUCAACUGGAAGCCAGUGGAGUGUGCGGAGGAGCGGGGUGACAUGAGAGAACUUGGGAAGGUUGAACACCAGACGGACUGCAGCGUUCUGGAUAAGUGUUAGGGGUUUAAUGGCACAGGCAGGGCGCCCAGCCAACAGCGAGUUGCAGUAAUCCAGACGGGAGAUGACAAGUGCCUGGAUUAGGACCUGUGCCGCUUUCUGUGUAAGGUAGGGUCGUACUCUGCGAAUGUUGUAGAGCAUGAACCUGCAGGAUCGUGUCACCGCUUUGAUGUUAGCGGAGGGUGUUGUCCAGGGUCACGCCAAGGUUCUUCACACAGUGCAGAUAACACUAUCUUAUCACAGCACUGAAAAAAUCAUGGUUGACCAACUCCUUGACCUUCAUGGCUGACCUUUGGACCAUCAUAAGAAGGUUCAUAUCCAUUCUAGUAUUCUAAUUCCUAAUUAUAUGGGUCUGGGGACCUCUCACCAACCAAGAAUUCACAAAAUGGGACAAACACCAAAUUGAGACUCUGCAUGCAGAAUUCUGCAAAAAUGUCCUCUGUAUACAACGUAAAACACCAAAUAAUGUACACAGAGCAGAAUUAGAACGAUACCCGCUAAUUAUCAACAUCCAGAAAAGAGUCGUUAAAUUCUACAACCACCUAAAAGGAAGUGAUUCCCAAACCUUCCAUAACAAAGCCAUCACCUACAGAGAGAUUAACCUAAAGAAGAGUCCCCUCAGCAAGCUGGUCCCGGGGCUCUGUUCACAAACACAAGCAGACCCCACAGAGCCACAGGACAGCAACACAAUUAGUCCCAACCUAAUCAUGAGAAAACAAAAAGAUAAUUACUUGACACAUUGGAAAGAGCUAAACAAAAAACAAAGCAAACUGGAAUGCUAUUUGGCCCUAAACAGAGUACACAGAAGCAGAAUACCUGAUCACUGUGACUGACACAAAAUGAAGGAACGCUUUGAUUAUGUACAGACUCAAUGAGCAUAGCUUUGCUAUUGAGAGAGGUCGCCUUGGGCAGACCGAGAGAGAAGACAGGCUAUGUGCCCACUGCCCACAAAAUUAGGUGGAAACUGAGCUGCACUUCCUAACCUCCUGCCAAAUGUAUGACCGUAUUAGAGACGCAUAUUUCCCUCAGAUUAUACAGAACCACAAAGAAUCGACAGUUACUAACCUCGAUUUCAACUUCAAAUCUGACUUCAACUUCGACUCAGCUGUUCCCUUGUUCAUUCCAUUGUUUCAUGGGCUACCAAAACACUACAGGCGUAGAUGCAGCAGACGAGUCGGCAUCCUUGUAAAACUGAGACAAAGAGAAUAUCGAUCGGCACUCCCCUCCGUUCUAUUGGCAAAUGUCUAGUCACUCGAGAAUAAGAUGGAUGAGCUUCGUUCGCGACUCUCCAAUCAGAGAAACUUGAAAAGCUGCAAUAUUAUAUGCCUUGCAGAGAUGUGGCUGGAUGACUAUGUAUGUAGAACUCAGUGGUUUCUCCAUGCAGCAGCACAAUCGGACGAAGGAGGCCUCGGGCAAGUCCAAGGGGGAGGGGUGUGCCUCUUCAUAAACAACAACUUGUGUGCUGUUUCCAUUGUGAAGGAAAUGUCGAGCUUUCGCUCAACUGAUAUAGUAUACCACAUGGGAAGCUGCAGACUUUUCUCUACCAAGAGAGUUCUCAUCCAUAAUUAUCACGUCUGUCUACAUCCCUCCACAAGCCAACACCACUGACACUGAAUGAACUGUAUGGGGCCAUAAACAAACAAGAAACUGCUCACCCAGAGGCAGCAUUUCUUGUGGGUGGAGACAUUAACAUGGGGAGACUUAAAACCGUUCUACCUCACUUUUACCAACACGGCUCCUGCGCCACUAGGGGCGCUAAAACUCUAGAACACUUUUAUUCUACCCUCCCUUAGGCAAAUUUGAUCGCAACUCUUACUAUCCUGCUUCUUUUAUACAAACAAAAGCUCAAACAGGAAGUGCAAGGGACGCGCUCAAUACGGAAGUGGUCAGAUGAAGCAGACGCGAGGAUAAAAUACUGUUUUGCUAGCACAGACAGGAAGAUGUUCCGGGUUUCAUCCGAUAGCAUUGAGGAGUUUACCACAUCAGUCACGGGCUUCAUCAAUAAGUGCAUAGACAACGUCAUCCCCACAGUGACUAUACGAACGUAUCCAAACCCAAAACCAUGGAUUACAGGCAAUAUCCCCACUGGGCUAAAGGCUAGAGGUACCGCUUACAGGGAACAGGACACGGACGCAUACAAGACAGCCCGUUACGACCUCCGACGAGACAUCAAACAUGCAAAAGGACAAUAUAGGAGGAAGAUGGAAUCCUAUUACACCGGCUCCGACACUCAUCGUAUGUGGCAGGGCUUGCAGACGAUAACGGAUUACAAAGGGAAACCCAGCCGUCAGAUGCCCAGUGAUGCAGAACUCCCAAACGAGCUAAAUAAUUGUUUAUGCUCGCUUCGAGGAAUACAGCACUGAGUCUUGUGUGAAAGCCCCUGUUCCGGAUGACUGUGGGAUCUCGCUCUCCGUGGCCGAUGUGAGAAACUAUUAAACAGGCUAACACUCGCAAGGCUGCCUGGCCAGGUGCGUUCUCAAAGUAUGCGCAGACCAGCUGGCAAGUGUCUUCACAGACAUUUUCAAUCUCUCCUUGUUCGUCUGUAAUCCCAUAAUGUUUAAAGCUGACCACCAUUGUCCCUGUUACCAAGAACUCCAAGGUAACCUACCUAAAUUACUGUUGCCCUGUAGCACUUGCAUCUGUCAUUAUUAAUAGAUUUGAAAGGCUGGUCAUGACACACAUCAACGCCAUCAUCCCAGACACCCUGGACCCACUCCAAUUCGCAUACCACCCCAACAGAUCCACAGAUAACACUUUCUCAAUUGCACUUCACACUGCCCUCUCCCAACUGGACAAGAGGGGAAAUAACUUUAGGGGACCAAAGGAAUUGGGACAAAUUCACUUAUGUGUAUUAAAGUAGUAAAAAGUUAUGUAUUUGGUUUUAUAUUCAUAGCACGCAAUGACUAAACUUUUUACUACUUUAAUACACAUAAGUGAAUUUGUCCCAAUACCUUUGGUCCCCUAAAGUGGGGGGACUAUGUACAGAAAAUGGUGUAAUUUCGAAACUGUUCACCCGAUAGGGAUGAAAAUACCCUCAAAUUAAAGCUGACAGUCUGCACUUUUAACGUCAUAGUCAUUGUGUUAUUUCAUCCAAAGUGCUUGAGUACAGAGCCAAAACAACAACAAAUGUGCUACUGGUCCCAAUACUUUUUUGGAGUUCACUGUAUGUACGCACUAUAUACACACUCACUUACACACUACACUGAUACUCUCACACAAAACCCACACACAUUCACAUACACUACAUACGCCCACACAUAACACACGCACAUACCGACACAACACAAAUACACACACACACACACACACUCCUCAUAUGCUGCUACUCUGUUCUCUAUUUUACUCUUAUUAUUAUCUGUCCUGAUGCCUAGUCACUUUACCAUGCCUUCAUGUACAUGCUGUAUCUACCUCAAAUACCUCGUACCCCUUCACAUUGAUAUGGUACUGGUAUUCCCUGUUUAUAGCUCCAUUCUUCUGUAUUAUAUUAAUGUGUUACUAUUUGUCUUUGUAUUAUAAUUGUUUAAACUCUGCAUCGUUGGGAAGGGCUCGUAACCAAGCAUUUCACGGUAAAGUCUACACCCGUUGUAUUCGGCGCAAGUGACAAAUAAAAUUGUAUUUGUAUGUACUUCAAAAAAGGUAUAAAUAAGCAUUUACAAAUAACUGACAAAAUGCCUAUUUGGCUCCUCCAAUGUAAAUCACUCAUGACUGCCAUGCACAGGUCGGAAGGCUACAACCGCUCAGUACAUUGGAGGUACCGAAGAGGCAUUUUUUCGGUUGUUUGUACAUUUUUUAUUUAAACCUAUUUUGGAAGUACAUACCGGCCGUAUCAGGAGUAAAUGAAGAUGAUUGCUCAGCGAAACUCCAUAUUUGGUGAGUAACGAACGUAUUUUGACGUAACGCUUGCAAAGCUGUCUAAUGGGAGUUUGAAUCAGGGAUUCCUAGGCGUUAGACAGGAGACCCGUCAUACUCAUCGUCAACAUCUCUAACGCAUAGAUACUGGGGCAGCUGAUUCCGAAGGCUAGAAUUAUUUGACCUGACCAGUACUCUCACUGUUUUAGGUUUGUGUCAGAUCCCAGGCCGGUCACUAUGGACACAGAGGUGCCCGAUCAAGUUACAGGCUCUGAGGUGCAUUCCUCCCUGGUGUCUCACCCGACUCUACCGACCACUGACCACCACCAGGCCGACACUGAUCAGCACCAAAACAGAACAGCCGAGAAGCGCUGAUCAGCAGAAAACGACUGACACGCUGAAAGAGCAAAAGGAAGAGACUGAGGAGGAGGGACCAGUGUACAUCCCCACGAGAAAGGCCAAGAACCCCAUGAUGAAGAUCGGAUAUGCCUGGUGAGAGACCCUUUGUUCUCUAACGUGGUUUAUAUUCAGAUUUCUAUUGUAUAGAAACGGCUGACAAUUUGAUAUUGUAUUCAGGUGAAUAACCCCUUUGGUAAGUUCCCAUUCUCUCUCGCUCUCUUUCCCCCUCUCUCUCUGUAGGAUGAUAGGUCUCCCUGCAGGUAUAAUAGGGUUCAUCCUGAUGAAGAGAGAGGUGGAUAAGAACCGCCUGAAGCAGCUGAGGAUUCGCCAGCGGAUGAACAGAUCCAAUGAAGGAGAGUACGAGGGUAGCCGUUACCGCAACAACAGACUGGACUGA
Messenger RNA from Coregonus sp. 'balchen', 6732 nucleotides. NCBI's taxonomy places the organism in Eukaryota, Metazoa, Chordata, Actinopteri, Salmoniformes, Salmonidae. The record is from the annotation of a GenBank genome assembly.